AUGUCAGCUUCCAAUGUGUCUCAGACAUGCAAGGAUUACAAGUUCAACCACCACCUGCUCCUGCCUGGCUACAUCCUGAUAUUCGUCGCAGGUCUGCUGCUGAACGUGAUGGCGCUGUGGAUAUUCAUCCGCUACCUGCGCCUGAAGUCGGUGGUGAUGAUCUACAUGUUCAACCUGGCUGUGAGCGACCUCACCUUCACGCUCCCCCUGCCGCUGCGACUCUACUACUACUCCAACCACCGCUGGCCCUUCGGUAACACCCUGUGCCAGGUCUCUGGCUCAGUCUUCCAGAUCAACAUGUAUGGUAGCUGCCUGUUCCUCAUGUGCAUCAACCUGGACCGCUACGUCGCCAUCGUCCAUCCGCUUCGCUGGCGGCACCUGCGGCGCCCCAAGGUGGCCAGGAGCCUUUGCCUGAUCGUCUGGGUUGUGAUCUUCAUGGGUUCCAUCCCCACAGCCAUAGUCCACAAGCAAAACCACUGUGAAGUACAGAACCAGACCGUUUAUCUGUGCUUUGAAAGUUUUAGUGACAACAUCUGGCAAAAUAACCUCUUCCCUCUAGUCGUCCUAGCUGAAAUCUUGGGUUUUCUCCUGCCUCUCAGCUCUGUGACAUACUGCUCAGUUCGGAUUUUUCAGGAGCUCCGCCAGGACAGCCAGAGAAAGACCCUGCGACAGCAGAAGACCGUCCGUCUCCUCUUGGUCAAUCUGGUCAUCUUCAUCAUCUGCUUUGUGCCCUACAACACUACCCUGGCGUUUUAUGGGAUGAUAAAGGCCCACGUGAUGAAGGUUGAACAAGAAACACAGGCCUCCGUGCGCCAGGCGUUAAUUAUGACAAUGUUGUUGGCCAGCAUGAACUGCACACUGGACCCCUUGAUCUACUACUUUAGUACUGAGGGUUUCCGGAACACCUUCAAGAAACUGCGGCGGGGUCAAGGCUGGGACUCGGAUAUCGGGACACUUAAGAAUCAGGUUGUGGAGAACAAGCCAACCCGAGACCUUGCUGUCUCAAAACUGAAACGGUUCCCAGCCAAAAACUUUGUCCACCCCGAUGAAUCUUUGCCAUCACUUCCAACUGCAGUGUUUUUGAAUGGCCCUGUUGAGGGUUCAGAAAUAUAA
This is a messenger RNA of Merops nubicus (carmine bee-eater), 1113 nucleotides long. RefSeq names its product lysophosphatidic acid receptor 5 (gene LPAR5). Gene Ontology annotation, cellular component: membrane. The record is from RefSeq and is a predicted model, not a curated record. The coding region runs from base 1 to 1113 and encodes 370 amino acids. Gene Ontology annotation, biological process: behavioral response to pain; G protein-coupled receptor signaling pathway. The transcript has a single exon. NCBI's taxonomy places the organism in Eukaryota, Metazoa, Chordata, Aves, Coraciiformes, Meropidae. Gene Ontology annotation, molecular function: G protein-coupled receptor activity.